Molecule: messenger RNA, 2136 nt
Organism: Triplophysa rosa
Lineage: Eukaryota; Metazoa; Chordata; Actinopteri; Cypriniformes; Nemacheilidae
Exons: 5
Coding region: 1277-2101 (274 amino acids)
Cellular component (GO): mitochondrion
Molecular function (GO): glycine N-acyltransferase activity
Source: RefSeq, a predicted model, not a curated record
AUUUUGACAGCAAAUUUUGAUUUAGUUUUAGUCAUAGUCUUUUGACGAAAAUGCAAUGUAGUUUUAGUCACAUUUUAGUCAACCCCAUCAUUUUAGUUUUAGUCUAGUUUUAGUCGACGAAAUAUGAAAAACAUUUUAGUCGAAUAAAUAUACAUUAUAUUUAGUCUACUAAAAUCUAAAUGGUUUAAAUCAUUUACUUGGUGUAAUUAAAUGUUCCAUACAAAGAUUCAACUGUUUUGACAUAAUUUACUUCACCUUAGAAUAAAAUUAAACCAGGUCAUUACCUUUAUUUUUCAGAAAAGUUCAGUAACUAGAUAUGCAUUGUUGGAACGCAGAGUAUUAGACCAUGAACGACAUGUUCCAGUUCAUUCAGUCCCAUUUGACUCAAUUGCCUCGUUAAGUUGGGCGUGUUCAUUCAACCAAUGAAACGCUCUGACAGGGCUCACACUCAAAGGCUAUUGGCUCAUGGCAUGCCUCUUUGAAGUAAGCGCUGCACUGUCUCUGCUUGAGACAGCAAUGAAUGAGAAUAGCUUUCAAAAAGACAUAUUAUAUAAAUUGUAUUACAUUUCUUUAGUCAUGCAAACAUGUUACAUACUUGGUUGGAAUGUACAGUUCGACUCACUUCAUCACUUCUAUAAUCAGUAGAGGACGGCGCUGGUUUCUUUUGGCUGACUUUGUUGCAUUUCACGUUAUGCAGCAGCUCGUGUUAAGUUAACAUAGGCAUAUAAAAACACUUGAGCUUGCCUUCGUAAUGUGUUUCGGGGUGACUCGCCUGCAGUCGCGCUUCAAGUUUGCGGCGUUUUACCGGCGAUCGUGAAGGAAAAUAAGACGCUUUGUAAACCGCGUGGAGACACCUAUGCUUUCCCUUCUCCCAGAGACUUCUCUCUGCCGUUUAUAUGAGAUAAGCAGCACAUGCGCGCAAUCUGAUGUCCGCCAGGUGGGACAAGAAUAUUUUCGUCUCGUUUUUAUUAGUUGACGAAAAUGUCAGUAUAUUUUUAUUACAGUUUUCGUUAUAAUGCAUUCAUUUUUAUUUAGUUAUCGUCUCGUUUUCGUCAGUGAAAACAUGUCGUUAACGAAUACUUUUCGUCAUAGUUUUCGUUAACGAAAUUAACACUGGGGCACUCAAAAUGGGUUUAUACUAAAUUAGACAAGUAAACAUUUGACCAAACCGUAAACAGUAACCAGUGGCCUGAACAGUGCAUUACAUCAAGCUUUUGAAAAGUGGGAACCUACAGUCGACACGCAUAACCCGAGACCAUCUGCUACAGGAAGCGCAAUGUACCAGCUGACCACAGAGAAUCUCAAGAUGCUGGAAAUAGAUCUUAAAAACUACUUCCCACACUCGCUGCAGGUGUAUGGGUACAUUUAUCAACUCAACAGAACUGGUCAGGGAGCAGAUCCCAUUCGUGUAUUUGCUGACCACUGGCCAGAGUUCAGAUUUGUACUCAUCAAACCAGAAAUUCGCGAGAAGGGAGACCUUUUUAAGGAUUUGAGUGUGUUUUCCAAAAAUGAUGGUUAUCUCAGAGACAUACUAGCACAGACAGACAUUAUUGACUGGAAUACAUUUAUUUGUUUAGCCACCAAGCUUCAUCAUGAAAAGAUACUAGAAAACGUAGCAGCAAGCAAAGGUGUACCUCUAAUUAAAGAAGCUGUGUGCCACAUGAUGGUUCUUCAAGAACCAUCCAAACUUUCACAUGGCAAUAGUUUAUCACUUAAGAUGUCAUCCCUUAAUGAGUCCCAUCUUGCUCUAGUCAACAGUACCUGGAAGUUUGGCAAUGAGCACAGCAUUCCAAUGAUUAGGAAUAUGAUUUUGAACUUCCCCUCCUGUUGUGUUCUGGACUCAGAUGAUCAGCCGGUAGCAUGGAUAUUGAUUUAUGCCUCCUGUGCAAUGGGAAUGUUGUACACAAUUCCAGAACACAGAGGAAAAGGCUAUGCAAAAGCUUUGGUAACCAUUAUGUCAAGGAGACUGCUCUCUCAAGGUUAUCCAGUGUAUUGUUUUAUAGAAGAGGAGAACCGGGUGUCCUACAGGCUCUUCACAAACCUGGGGUUCACAGAGGACCCGGAUUACAGGGCAGCCUGGUUCGCCUUUAAUGAUUUAUGACCGAUGGCAUUGAUGUCACCUCAUUACUCUUUAGC